AAAUGUGUAGGUGUGUAUGGUGUUGAAUAUACGAAGCAACAACAACAACAACGACAACAACAACAAAUUAUCGACAAUUUAUCAUUGAAAAUCUGAAAAAGAUUUUAUCGUUCGGAUCCAGAAUCAAAACAACAACAAAGCCAACCUGAAAUUCAAAAAAAAAUAAAUGAAUAAAUUUGGCAACAACAACAGAUUAUCAAGGCCAUCAUUAUGGUCUCUAUUGAUGGUGAUGGUGGCUGUAACAAAUAUUUUAUCAUUUGUAAUGGCUAGUGGUGGUUCGUAUGGUGGUGGUGGUGGUGGAUAUCAUGAACCACCUAUAGUAAAAGUUAUACAUAAAACCGUACAUAUACCAAAAGCAGUACCGGUACCAAAAGUGAUACAUGUGCCUAAAAUGGUACCCGUACCAAAAACUGUUGCUGUACCACAUCCAGUAUAUGUACCGGUAAAAGUACCAAUAUAUAAAACAAUAAAAAAAGUAAUACCAAUACCGAAAACGAUACCGGUACCAAAACCAGUGCCGGUUCCUGUACCGAAACCAGUACCAGUACCAGUGCCGAUAAUAAAACAUCAACCAUAUCCAGUAUAUAAAACAGUGACCAUUGCAAAACCAUAUCGGGUUCCAUAUCCAGUAAAAGUACCGAAAUAUGUACCAUAUCCAAUACCAAAAGUGGUACAUGUACCAAAACCAUAUCCAGUUCCGGUUAAAGUACCGAUUUAUAAACAAAUUAUUAUUAAAAAACCAGUUCAUAUACCAGUACCUGUUUAUAUUAAAAAGAAACCAGUAUAUCACCCACCAUCAUAUGCAUAUGAUGAAUAUGCUAAAGCAGCUGCUGCAUCAAAUCUACAUGAAGCUAAGGUAUUACCACCACAACAACAACAACAACAACAACAACAACAAUCACAACCACAACCAUCGCAUUCACAUGAAUCUGGAAAUGUACAACAAUUAAUGAUGAUAACGAGAAAUAAUGGUGAACAGAAUAGUUAUUCGGCUAAUCUAAAUCAACAACAACAACAACAACAACAACAAUAUUAUCAUUUACAGCAACAACAACAACAACAACUACAACAACAAUAUGAUCAACAUCAGGCGCAGCCAUCAGAAAAUAGUCAAACAACAAUAUCAAUGAUUAAUUAUUAUCCACAUCAUUAUCAACAACAGCCACAACAACAGACAUAUUAUUUACAGCCAAAAUUAAUGUAUCAUUAUCAUCAACAACAACAACAACAAGCUCAACAUCAACAACAACAACCAUAUCCGGUUGCCUAUUAUCAACCACAACAACAACAACCA
Molecule: messenger RNA, 1294 nt
Organism: Dermatophagoides farinae (American house dust mite)
Lineage: Eukaryota; Metazoa; Arthropoda; Arachnida; Sarcoptiformes; Pyroglyphidae
Source: RefSeq, a predicted model, not a curated record